GAUCUUUCUGUCUCUUUUUGUCAUAUGUCUCAUUUCUUCUUGUAUUUGCUAAUUCUGAAAGAGAGAUUUACGCUCUUACUCACACUUGGUCAGCAUUGUCAAUGGCGCUUCACUGUCUUUCGCCCGUUUUUCCAAAACUAACUAUUUUCAGCACGAGGGAUUUUGAUAACCAUCGUCUUCUCUAUAACCCCUUUUUCUUCAUCCUGCUUUUCUUCUCUUCCAAGAAGAAUUUCUUCCCAUUCAUCUCUUUCUUCUUUUUUCUUCCUCCCGCACUGUCUCGGCAUCAAUAUUCCUUCUUGUCUUUCACAACUAGCGCGAUUUCACCGGCAGGGCAUUUGGGAUUGUGUUUCUUUCCUUUAAUGCCCUGAGUGAUAUGUACGCUUGAAUCGACUUUCAUUUCAACACCUGCAAGCCCAGAGAAGCUGUCAACUCAAACGACACCAUGUCUGGUUCUUUCAAGCAGAAACUGAGGAAUUCCUUGACGAAAAAGGGUAGGCGAAGCAGCAAGGUCAUGUCCAUUGAAAUUGAGGAUGUCCACGAUGCUGAGGAGUUGAAAAUAGUUGACGAGUUCCGUCAAGCUCUUAUUUUGGACGAACUACUCCCUGCAAAACACGAUGAUUACCAUAUGAUGCUUAGAUUCCUCAAGGCCAGAAAGUUUGAUGUUGAGAAAACAAAGGAAAUGUGGUCUGAAAUGCUCAAAUGGAGGAAGGAGUUUGGUGCUGACACUAUUCAGGAGGACUUUGAUUUCAAAGAAAUUGAUGAAGUUUUGCAAUAUUAUCCCCAAGGACACCAUGGAGUGGACAAAGAGGGAAGGCCUGUAUAUAUCGAGAGACUAGGCCAAGUCGAUGCCGGGAAAAUGAUGCAAGUCACAACCAUGGAUCGCUAUAUUAAAUACCAUGUAAAGGAGUUCGAGAGGACAUUUGAUGUGAAGUUUGCAGCUUGUUCGAUUGCUGCAAAGAAGCACAUCGAUCAAAGUACAACUAUCCUCGAUGUGCAGGGAGUGGGGCUUAAAAGCUUCAACAAACAUGCUAGGGAACUCGUUACUCGUCUUCAGAAGAUUGACGGUGAUAACUAUCCUGAGACCUUGAACCGCAUGUUCAUCAUCAAUGCAGGUUCUGGAUUCAGAAUACUGUGGAACACCGUAAAAUCAUUCCUUGACCCUAAGACCACCGCAAAAAUCAAUGUUCUUGGCAACAAGUUCGACACCAAAUUGCUAGAAAUAAUUGAUGCAAGUGAGUUGCCUGAAUUUUUGGGAGGUACUUGUAAUUGUGAAGGAGGCUGUAUGCGCUCUGAUAAGGGCCCAUGGAAGGAUCCAGAAAUAUUGAAGAUGGUUCACAGCGGUGCUCACAAAUGCUCAAGAAAGGGUGACUCACACGACGAAGAAAAAUCAAUCGCUGAGGAACCCGAGACUCCCAAGUUCGAGGCAGCCCCUCAGGUUGCUCCCGUUGCUGAAGUGGUCACUGCUACUAUAGAAGUCUCCAAGCCUGUGGAGUUAGCCCCAGCGGCUGUCGAGAAACCUUGCCAACCUAAUGACGCAGUUGAUCCAACUUCGGCAGCAGCGGCUGCAGCGGCGGCAGCGGCAGCAUCAACAGUGUCUAUCAAAGGCUCUUCUGCUCAAUCGCUUUUGACCAAUUUGCCUGCAACGUGCUUGUCUCCUGCAGAGUUUGCGACUGUGAUGAAACGCAUGGCUGAGUUGGAGGAGAAAAUGGUGACCUUGAAUAAGCAGCCUGCAGCCAUGCCACCCGAGAAGGAGAAAAUGCUUAAUGCAACUAUGACUCGGGCCGAUGACUUGGAGCAGCAACUUUUGGCCACCAAGAAGGCUCUGGAGGAUUCACUUGUUAAGCAAGAAGAGCUUUCUGCUUACAUUGAGAAAAAGAAGAAGAAGAAGAAGAGAUUCUACUUCUUUUAAAUAAGCAAAUGAAAUGAGUGGAUGGCCGAAAUGGAGGUGGAGAGAACAACGGGGAAUUAAGUUUUAGUUUUCGAAAUGCCCUCUAACACAAAAUGUUCCUACAUGAGAACUAGUAAAUUUUCUAAACGACAGAAGAAAAGCAUAUGCUGAAUAUAUGAAUUAUGCUAAUCAGAUCUUGUCUCUAUUAGGAUAGGACUUACUCUCUAUGUAUAGUAUUAUAAGUAUAAUAUAGGGCGGUUAAGGCAGCCCUAUUAUGUCCGUACAG
Messenger RNA from Vigna radiata var. radiata (mung bean), 2174 nucleotides. RefSeq names its product phosphatidylinositol/phosphatidylcholine transfer protein SFH10-like. The transcript is spliced from 15 exons. Bases 443 to 1909 code for a protein of 488 amino acids. NCBI's taxonomy places the organism in Eukaryota, Viridiplantae, Streptophyta, Magnoliopsida, Fabales, Fabaceae. The record is from RefSeq and is a predicted model, not a curated record.